AAUCUUGAAGAUCUUGUCUACAAAGAAAGAGGAUACAAGACCGAGGGCCAAUAGAAGAGAAGGGGGACUCGAGUAUGAAGAAUUAAAGAAAAGGAGGGCCAAAACUAAAGAAGAAAGGGAUCUACUUGAGGCUAAAGAAGAGAAGAAGGAGGGCAAAAGUGCAAAAAUGCAGAUCUGGGAGGGGAUCAAAAUCCCUAGCCGCAUCUCCAUUGCAAUCGGGCCUGGCAUCUCAUCUCUCUCCCUCUCCCCUUCUUCUCCACCACCGGCUGCCGCCACGGCCAGGCCGGCGUGGUGGUGCGCCUCCGCAGCCCAUCCAUCCACCAGCACCACCAUCACACGACCACUCCACCACCAGUGCCAUCCAUCACCAGCACAGCCAGCACCCAGUACCACCAUCACCUCCAUCCACCAGCGCCACACCACCCAUCCACCUCUCCCUGCUGCUACCCCUUGCUACUCACGCCCUGGACCAGCCAUUGGGGUCGCCGGCGUCUGAUCUCCCGCGCGCCUCCAACUGCUGCUGCUUUCCCCCUCGUCUCUACUGCUGCUACUCCACUUCCUCUGCUCCCCUUCUUCUUCUUUAAAUCUCGCUACUGCUGCUCUUCUUCUCUCUUCACCUGCUGCUGCUCAUCCCUCACGCCCCUUCUCUAGCUGGCUGUUGCUGCUCUUCACCUUCCCUUGCCCCAACUUGCUGCUACUUCUUCUCUCAACCUCCUGCUGCUGCUUCUCCUCACGUCCCUGCUGCCGCUCCAUUCCCAAUCUUGCUGCUCUCUCUCUCUCUCUCUCUCUCUCUCUCUCUCUCUCUCUCUCUCAAAUUUCGGUGACCUUCAGUAGUGUAAUAAUCAGUACUAUGUAAUGUUCAGAUUUGAUAAGUGUAAUAUCCUACUGUUUGGUUCAGUUUCAAAGUUUAAUAUAAAUGCUUGAUUAGUAUGUCCUUUGUCCUGACUAGUUGAUACCUUGUCACUUUGAGAAAUAUUUGACCUGUCAUACUUUGUUUAGUGAAACAGUAUUCUUCAUAUGUGUGUGGUGUCCUGUGAUAUAUAUAUACAUAUGUGUGUGUUUGUAAUGUGAGUUAUAUCAAUUCUGUCCUAUAUCCAUGAUUCUUCUCUCUGUACAUGUUAGAUAAACCUAUGAGUUCUAGUCUUGUUGAUUCUCUUGUGUGAUGAUGUUCGCCUGUGUUAGUGUUCUAAUUUCUCAAGCAUAUAGAAAAUACCAAAAAGAUUAUUGAGUCAAAUCUGAAUCUACCCUUGCUAUUUGCAUUUUCUUUGUCGACGAUCUUUGGGAACGACCUUGUUAGUGUAGGUUUAUUUUCUUGCAUUCAUAAUCUGAAUUGUGUUACCUAGCUUUAGCCAAGCACGAUCAUCGAUUUGCCUAGUCCCUGAGGAGAACACGACACUCGUAGUUUGGGGCGUAAAAACCCCGCUAUACUUACAAUUGAUCAUUUUGGCGCCGUUGCUGGGGACUAGCGUCGUGUGACUGUGUUAGGAUAUAGACUAGGUUUUUCUUGUUUUCUUUUUGUGACAUCUAUAUGUGAUAUAUCUCUAACCACUAAUCCUUGUUCUAGAUCAUUUUCUUUCUGUUUUCUUUUCUUUUGGCAGGUUAGAACUAUCUUCUCGGUUAUGGCUUACUAUUCAGAUCAUCAGGCUUAUGCGAGCAACACUACAAAUAGCACGGAAAGUGUUCAAGAACUGAUAGGUAAGAUUUUCCAUCGAUUAGAUGAUUUAGCUCGGCAGCGAGAAGUAGUUUUUGAGGAUAGGCCUAGUUCUUACGAUCCUUAUUCCAGAGGCCAUCCUUAUGUUGCUCCUACUUGCCAUAUUUGCGGAUUUCAGGGCCAUUCGCCCGCUGAAUGUCAGCGUGGCUACUCUCACAUUCCAGAUUGUUUUGGCAUGAGCUUCACUCAAGAGCAUAGCUCAUACCAAAACAAUUACUCAUAUGGGUGGCCUGAAAACCCGAAUAUGUCAUAUAGGAGCAACAACCCUGAGAUCUCACCGUUUGCUUCUAGUAAUCAUAUGCAGGGAUCUAGGUAUGAAGAGGAGAGCCACAACUAUGCUCCACAACAGUCUUAUUCAACUCCUAUUCAUAUACUUCAGCACCAGGAGAUGUUUCCAAUGGAGUUAAAUGGUCCUACAUUUGGUCAACCAACACCUUCAACACAAGUGCCUACUCAAGAUGAGUUCGAUGACAUAGACAAGCUCGCACUUUUGAGUCUCGAGUUCACUUGGAGUGCCGAGGAUGAUCCUAUUAGGAAGGUUAUACUAGAUGAAAUGAAAAAGAUCAAGAGUGGAAAAGAGCUAGUGGAAGAAGUAAGGAAGAUUGAGAAGAACAUCAACGCUGGCAGCACUAUUUCUUCACAGCUAGAGCUGAAUGUUGCUGAGAUUCCCCUUGAUACAUGUGAGGUUCCCACACCGUCACAUCCAGUUGAGCAAGAUAGCAAGAGUCCAGAGGAAGAAAGACCUCAGAUUGAAGAAGAUGAACUAGAAGACAAGGAACAAGAUGAUCAAGAGCUGCAAUUCCCAAGUGAUCAAGUUGAAGACUCAUCAUCUACUACUCCUGAAGAAGUACAAGAAGCUGCUGUAGAUGAAGAUGAAGAACCUGAGAUUCAUUUGCCUAUUGUCAUACCAGAGCGUGAUGUGUCAGGUUUAUCUAAUCCUCUUAAUGACAUGUCUUCAUAUGAUUUGUUUGCUUCUACCUUGCAUUGCAUGAUGCCAUCCGUUAAAGUAGAUUUGAAAAAGUAUUUGCUUGGAUAUGAUCAUAUAUACCCUGUUAGUGGCAUUACUCACAUUAAUGAUGAUCACAGUUACUUUCCUCGUGCUAGACCUAUGCUUAAUGAAACAUAUCAUUCUUAUGCUAAUCUUGAGCUUAAUGAAAAAUAUCAUCCUCAUGUUAGUGUUGACUUUGCUGAUUUCUACCAUCCUAAACAUGUGCUUUAUAGCUAUGCUUAUGUAGUUGGAUAUUCGAUUGAUGACUUGGAGGGUAUUAUCCCUACCACUUGUAUUGUCUCUUUCGUUGAGUGCUCUUUCAGGUUCUUGCUUAUGCACGAAUCACUACAUGCUGACCAAGUUCGAGAUGCCAUUCCCUGGGACCCCGGUGGACCCAUGGCAUGGGGAUGAGGAGAAGCAAGGAGCACACAUGAAGAGAGAAGCUGGAGCAGGCAUGAGGAUAGGGAAGCAAAAGGAGAGGAGUCACAAUGCACGAGGAAGCAAAGGAGAAGAGUUGCAGUUUAGAGAGUGUCGAGCGUGUGCUACUUCCUAUAAAAACCCGAAAAGUGCGAUAAGGCACUAUAAUCUUGAAGAUCUUGUCUACAAAGAAAGAGGAUACAAGACCGAGGGCCAAUAGAAGAGAAGGGGGGACUCGAGUAUGAAGAAUUAAAGAAAUGGAGGGCCAAAACUAAAGAAGAAAGGGAUCUACUUGAGGCUAAAGAAGAGAAGAAGGAGGGCAAAAGUGCAAAAAUGCAGAUCUGGGAGGGGAUCAAAAUCCCUAGCCGCAUCUCCAUUGCAAUCAGGCCUGCCAUCUCAUCUCUCUCCCUCUCCCCUUCUUCUCCACCACCGGCCGCCGCCACGGCCAGGCCGGCGUGGUGGUGCGCCUCCGCAGCCCAUCCAUCCACCAGCACCACCAUCACACGACCACUCCACCACCAGCGCCAUCCAUCACCAGCACAGCCAGCACCCAGUACCACCAUCACCUCCAUCCACCAGCGCCACACCACCCAUCCACCUCUCCCUGCUGCUACCCCUUGCUACUCACGUCCUAGACCAGCCAUUGGGGUCGCCGACGUCUGAUCUCCCGCGUGCCUCCAACUGCUGCUGCUUUCCCCCUCGUCCCUACUGCUGCUACUCCACUUCCUCUGCUCCCCUUCUUCUUCUUUGAAUCUCGAUGCUGCUGCUCUUCUUCUCUCUUCACCUGCUGCUGCUCAUCCCUCACGCCCCUUCUCUAGCUGGUCGUUGCUGCUCUUCACCUUCCCUUGCCCCAACCUGCUGCUACUUCUUCUCUCAACCUCCUGCUGCUGCUUCUCCUCACGUCCCUGUUGCUGCUCCAUUCCCAAUCUUGCUGCUCUCUCUCUCUCUCUUUCUCUCUCUCUCUCUCUCUCUCUCUCUCUCUCAAAUUUCGGUGACCUUCAGUAGUGUAAUAAUCAGUACUAUGUAAUGUUCAGAUUUGAUAAGUGUAAUAUACUACUGUUUGGUUCAGUUUCGAAGUUUAAUAUAAAUGCUUGAUUAGUA
Molecule: messenger RNA, 4217 nt
Organism: Triticum aestivum (bread wheat)
Lineage: Eukaryota; Viridiplantae; Streptophyta; Magnoliopsida; Poales; Poaceae
Exons: 2
Coding region: 1620-3110 (496 amino acids)
Source: RefSeq, a predicted model, not a curated record